Lagenorhynchus albirostris (white-beaked dolphin) is the source of this 3409-nucleotide messenger RNA. It is a transcript of the gene METAP2, whose product is annotated as methionyl aminopeptidase 2. Gene Ontology annotation, biological process: proteolysis. The record is from RefSeq and is a predicted model, not a curated record. NCBI's taxonomy places the organism in Eukaryota, Metazoa, Chordata, Mammalia, Artiodactyla, Delphinidae. Bases 97 to 1533 code for a protein of 478 amino acids. Gene Ontology annotation, molecular function: metalloaminopeptidase activity. The transcript has 11 exons.
CAUCGAGAGCAGCUUCCGGCGUCGCUGGUGUAGGUGGGUGAAGAAGGAGCGGGCCCUCACCGCCCUGUCUUAGUUCCUCGCGCUCUCUUGGGCAACAUGGCGGGUGUGGAGGAGGCAGCGUCCUGCGGGAGCCACCUGAAUGGCGACUUGGAUCCAGACGACAGGGAGGAGGGAGCUGCCUUUACGGCUGAGGAGGCGGCCAAGAAAAAAAGACGGAAGAAGAAGAAGAGUAAAGGAGCUGCCACAGCAGAGCAACAGGAACCUGAUAAAGAAUCAGGAGCCUCGGUUGAUGAGGUAGCAAGACAGUUGGAAAGACAAGCAUUGGAAGAGAAAGAAAGAGUUGAUGACGAUGAAGAUGGAGAUGGUGAUGGAGAUGCAGCAACUGGAAAGAAGAAGAAAAAGAAGAAGAAGAAGAGAGGACCAAAAGUUCAAACAGACCCUCCCUCAGUUCCAAUAUGUGACCUGUAUCCUAAUGGUGUAUUUCCCAAAGGACAAGAAUGCGAGUACCCACCCACACAAGAUGGGCGAACAGCUGCUUGGAGAACUACAAGUGAAGAAAAGAAAGCAUUAGAUCAAGCUAGUGAAGAGAUUUGGAACGAUUUUCGAGAAGCUGCAGAAGCACAUCGACAAGUUAGAAAAUAUGUCAUGAGCUGGAUCAAGCCUGGGAUGACAAUGAUAGAAAUCUGUGAAAAGUUGGAAGACUGUUCACGGAAGUUAAUAAAAGAGAAUGGAUUAAAUGCAGGCCUGGCAUUUCCUACUGGGUGUUCUCUGAAUAACUGUGCUGCCCAUUAUACUCCCAAUGCUGGUGACACAACAGUAUUACAGUAUGAUGACAUCUGUAAGAUAGACUUUGGAACACAUAUAAGUGGUAGGAUUAUUGACUGCGCUUUUACUGUCACUUUUAAUCCCAAAUAUGAUACAUUAUUAAAAGCUGUAAAAGAUGCCACUAACACUGGAAUAAAGUGUGCUGGAAUCGAUGUCCGUCUAUGUGAUGUUGGUGAGGCCAUCCAAGAAGUUAUGGAAUCCUACGAAGUUGAAAUAGAUGGGAAGACAUAUCAAGUGAAACCAAUCCGUAAUCUAAAUGGCCAUUCAAUUGGACCAUAUAGAAUACAUGCUGGGAAAACCGUGCCCAUUGUGAAAGGAGGAGAGGCAACAAGAAUGGAGGAAGGAGAAGUAUAUGCCAUUGAAACCUUUGGUAGCACAGGAAAAGGCGUGGUUCAUGAUGAUAUGGAAUGUUCACAUUACAUGAAAAAUUUUGAUGUUGGACACGUGCCAAUAAGGCUUCCAAGAACAAAACACUUGUUAAAUGUCAUCAAUGAAAACUUUGGCACCCUUGCCUUCUGCCGCAGAUGGCUGGAUCGUUUGGGAGAAAGUAAAUACUUGAUGGCUCUGAAGAAUCUGUGUGACUUGGGUAUUGUAGAUCCAUAUCCACCAUUAUGUGACAUUAAAGGAUCAUAUACAGCGCAGUUUGAACAUACCAUACUUUUGCGUCCAACAUGUAAAGAAGUUGUCAGCAGAGGAGAUGACUAUUAAACUUAGUCCAGAGCCACCGCAACACCUUUUAUUUUCUAAGCUUUGUUGGAAUACAUUAUACCAGAAUUAAUUUGCAACCUGUUGUCUUUAACAGUGGACCUAUGUAAUACUUUUAUCCAUGUUUAAAAAGGAAGGAAUUUGAUCAAAGGCAAACCAUUUAAUGUAAUUAACCAAGGAAAAAGCUUUCAGGACUUUGAACUGUUAACUGUUUUCCUUCUGUCUAGGAAAUGCUAUAAAGCUCCAAUUAAUUAGGAAUGACCUAAUACAUUUUGUUUCAAACACCUAAGAGAUGCUUUUCAGAUAUUUAUAUUGCCAUAUUCUUAAUUGAAUGCUUUGAAUGACUACAUCCAGUUCUGCACCUAUACCCUCUGGUAUUGCUUUUUAACCUUCCUGGAAUCCAUUUUCUAAAAAAUAAAGACAUUUUCAGAUCUGAGAGCUAUAUUUCAAUGUCUGUGGUUAUAAUUCUGUACAGGAAAUAGUUUAGCUUAAUGUAGGAAAAUGUAGAGCCUUUUAUCUGGAUUGUAGACCUCCACACUGAAACUUUUCUUCUGACGUAGUGGCUAAAACAAGAUCUAUACAUGCAUAAAGUGGGAGGAGAAUCUUCAUAAAUUAAUAUACAGCUUUAGGCAUAUUUUACCUUUAUUUUCUUUUUAGGACCAUAUUAGUCCUCGUCUCAUUUUUCUCCUGACAUUGGAAAGAUCUAAUUAAAACAUAUUAGUAGGAACAUUGUACCAACUUAAAACCUUGAUUUACUAAAAUCUCAACCUUUAGAUCCUUUGUCCAGUGGUAGUUAUUUAUUGAGAAAUGUAUUCAGCUUAGUAAGUGAAAAGGGCGCUUAAAACCACACAAAUAAAAACAGGAGAACUUCCCAUGUUUGGAUCUUGUUCUAGUUAAUUUUUAGGCUUUUUCAUUAGUGAACCAAAUUCUCUUAACACCCUGUCCCUGUACUGGCUUGAAUUCAUAACAACAUGGGCGGUAUUUCAGGAAGUGAGGUUACAAUGAUGCUCAUAGCAGCUAAGUGCAGAAGUUAAAUGUGAGAUGCCUAAUACUUGUUUGAACUGAGCCCCACAGUUCUUGAGCAGAUUGCUUGAAUUUCGUGUAAAUGAUUCGUUGGGAAUGUUCCCACGUAAUUUCAAAAUUGUUAUGUACCAGGGUAAAGCCUUAAUUUGUAUAUGCUUUAGCACAAUAAGAUUGCCUCUGGGAUGCUGUUUAGUUUGUAUUUUGUUUAACAUUUUUCUCCUAAGAAACCUGACUUGUGUACUAAAUCAUUUAUUAUACAUUAAAAAGUUGCUCUUUCAUAUUAGAGCUAUAAAUGUUAUCUUGUGGGAUAAACAGUGUAGUUUUUAGCUAUAUGAGCCAUGUUUAUUAUGGUGCUAAUGUUCAGUAGCUACCUUUGAAUAAUCUCUCCAUUUCCUCUGAUGAUGUGCAAGUAGCAGAGCUCACCAGUUCACGCCUGGACAUGUUACAGGGCUUGCGCCCUCCAGCUAGCUCUUUUGGGGCUUUGAGUCCAUACCUUUCUGAUGUGCUUUGGUGGGAGGUAUAAAGUAUCUUGAUUUCUAAACCCAAGAACUUUCGAAUUGAGUCAAGAAUUUGUAGCUUUGUAAAACCUCUUCAGCAGUAGUGAUCUCAAACCAAUUAUAAGCUUGAAGCUCCCUUCCCAAGUUGGGAGCAGUGGCAUCACUGCAUGCCCCGGAAUGGCAAGGGAUAUGAUCUUGUAAAUAGGAAAGCUGUUACUUAAAAAUUGUAUUGUUCACCUACUAGCCAUGUAUCUCUUGAAAUCAUUUUGUCAUGUUUACAAUGAUGUACCUUAUUGGUAACAAAUUAUUAGCUUGAUGUUUAACAAUAGUGCCUUUAGUAAAUUAUUUUACAACCAAAA